GCAUAGUCUAUGCACGAUAACAUCGGCGUUAAAUAGCACGUGCAUUUUCUUGGGUUGAGUUUUCUCCUCUCUUUUGGGCCCAAGCUUUUCUUCUCUUUCUUCUUUGUAAAACUUACAUCAUGGCGCAUAAAGGCACUGAAAAAACAUUGCAAAAACUUAAAGAUUCUGUAAGCAAUGGAAACUAUUAUGAAGCACAUCAAAUGUACAGAACCGUUGCUCGCAGAUAUAACAAGCAACAAAAGUAUACCAAAGCUAUUCACCUUUUACACGAUGGUGCCGUUUCUUUGAUGCAACAUGAGCAAUUUGCUUCGGGAUCAGACUUGGCCAACUACAUGUUGGACACUUACAACCUUGGUGCCGUUACUGUCGAUGAGAAAUCUUUGGACCGCGUGGUGGAACUUCUCAGCCUGUAUCCAUCGGACGAGCCAGGUCGCAAGAUGUAUAUCCAUAAUGCGUUCAGUUGGACCCAAAAGCAUGGCGAGUACCGAGAAGGCGAUCCGGAAUUACAUGACUAUGUUGGAACCAUGUUUUUCCAUGAGGAACGCUAUGCACCAGCAGAGGAGCACUUGCUAGUUGGUACAGAUCACAGUGCAGAGACUUUGGGUAAAGUAGCAGCUAGCUGGGCACAAGUUGAAAAUGCGACAUCUCCUGGUCUUUUCAUUGCGCGCGUUGUUUUCCAGCUGUUGGCAAUGAAGAAUGUCCAUCAUGCGACUCUGGCAUACACACAGUUCAUUGAGGAAGCAAAUCCAGCAACAACAGGCACGGAGGCCAAGGUGCGUCGCGCACCUGCAGAUGAACCUGAAACGGAACCCGUAUACUCAGAUAGCUGGCUCAACUUUGCGCGUCUGGUAUUGUUGACGGUGCAGCGCGAUGCGGUUGAUCUAUUCCGACAGCUGAGAGAAUCGUACAAGCCAAUGUGUCAGGAGCAAAAAGGUUUUGAUGAACUAUUGGACGAUAUUGGUGAGGUAUUCUUCAACAUCCCGCGACCAAGAAAGCAAGGCAAUAUGCUUCAGGAUUUGAUGAGCAGUCUGUUUGCUGGUGGUCCGCCGCAACAACAGCGUCAACAAAUCACUGCUUCAAGGCAGGGAGGAAUGGAAUUAGAUUAAGACGGUUUUUUUAUAAUUAAACAAACAGAUAGUAUUG
This is a messenger RNA of Zychaea mexicana, 1143 nucleotides long. RefSeq lists its product as uncharacterized. The coding region runs from base 120 to 1106 and encodes 328 amino acids. Gene Ontology annotation, biological process: protein insertion into ER membrane. NCBI's taxonomy places the organism in Eukaryota, Fungi, Mucoromycota, Mucoromycetes, Mucorales, Lichtheimiaceae. Gene Ontology annotation, molecular function: protein binding. The transcript is spliced from 6 exons. Gene Ontology annotation, cellular component: cytosol. The record is from RefSeq and is a predicted model, not a curated record.